AUGAUAAGAAAAGCCCCCUUGGCGAUUGAAUUGUUCCUUCUGCUCUAGUUUCUUUCUAAUUCUUUUGUGUUCGGAGACCAAACCUGAAAAAAGAAAGCCCUCGAAUUCUCCCUCAUACCUUGAGAACCCUCCAAAGAAAGUACCUUUAAUCCUUGAAAAAUAAACAUGUCGGAUCCACUCUAUAUAUUUAAUAAUAUUUUUGGACUUCGUUUUAUUAUUUGCAGAAUCUCAAUCCGAGAUAGUUGUUGAAUCUCUGUUAUCUUCGAGCAAUCUCAGAUCUUCAAUGCCCACUCAGCAACUCCAAUCCUUGAGAGUCUUUGUGGCAACAUGGAACGUAGGAGGAAAAUCUCCUCACUCUGGUCUUGAUCUUGAUGCUUUGCUUCAUGUCCACAGCGAAUUCGAUGUAUACGUUUUAGGUUUUCAGGAGAUUGUUCCACUGAAUGCUGGAAAUGUACUUGUGCUUGGAGACAACGAGCCUGCUGCGAAGUGGCUAGCUAUGAUCAAUCAAUCCUUGAACAAAUCAACAUCAUCCUCUGGUAGUGGUGGACGACUUGGCCCCAAAACUCCAUCUUUUGGCGCUGGAUCUAUGUUCUUUGCAAAACCGUCUUUGAAGAAGAUCAGUGAGAGUUUCAGAACAGAGUGCAGGAGAAAGCUGAAGAUCUGUAACUGUAAUUCCUUCUCUGAAGAGAUUGCGAAAAAGUACGGGAGAGAAUCUUGUUUCAGAUGUCCAGAAUCUCUUCUUAACCAAUCCGGUUUACUUUCUGAUGACGAAGAAGAGGAAGACGAAGAUGAUGAUGAUGAUGAUGAAGACGAAGACGAGGAAGGAGGAGGAAAGGUUGCUUCUCUUGUAAGCAACCAGAUGAUGAUGAAGUAUGGUCUAGUGGCAUCAAAGCAAAUGGUGGGAAUAUUCCUCACUGUGUGGAUGAGAAAAGAACUUAUUCAACAUGUUACUCAUCUCAGAAUCUCUUGUGUCACCCGCGGAAUCAUGGGUUGCUUAGGAAACAAGGGAUGCAUAGCUGUGAGUCUGCAGCUCUACAAGACGAGCUUCUGCUUCAUCUGCAGUCAUCUAGCUUCUGGCGAGAGAGAAGGAGACGAACGUCGCAGAAACUCAGAUGUAAUUGAGAUUCUCAAGAACACAACUUUCCCCAGAAUCUGCAGAACGUCUUUCACCCGUGUCCCUAAUCGAAUCACUAAGCACGAUCGGGUAAUCUGGCUCGGAGAUUUGAACUACAGAAUAGCUUUGAGUUACUCAGAAACAAAGACGCUCUUGGAUAAAAACGCUUGGGACGCUCUUCUUAACAAAGAUCAGCUCAAGAUUGAAAGAGACGCAGGACGAGUGUUCAAAGGAUGGCACGAAGGCAAAAUCUUCUUCGCACCAACUUAUAAGUACUCUUAUAACUCAGAUGCUUAUGCCGGAGACACUGCCAAAGAGAAAAAGAACAAGAGAAGAACUCCUGCCUGGUGCGAUCGGAUUCUUUGGCACGGGGAUGGAAUCCGGCAGCUCUCGUACGUGCGCGGCGAGUCGCGAUUCUCCGAUCACCGGCCGGUCUGCGCCGUGUUUGUCGUCAACGUUGAGGUUUGCGAGGGUAAAACCGGAACUAGGAGACAAUAAUAAUAUAUAUCAACUGUUGAAAGACAUAUUGGUAGAUAUUUAAGCCACACUGCUUACGUUUAUUACAGUACUGCCACUAACGCAACAUUUGGAAUCGUCUAGAGUAUUAUUUGUUUUACAGGAGAAAUGUAGACCCUUUUUCCAUA
Molecule: messenger RNA, 1758 nt
Organism: Eutrema salsugineum
Lineage: Eukaryota; Viridiplantae; Streptophyta; Magnoliopsida; Brassicales; Brassicaceae
Product: type I inositol polyphosphate 5-phosphatase 10
Exons: 8
Coding region: 284-1612 (442 amino acids)
Biological process (GO): phosphatidylinositol dephosphorylation
Molecular function (GO): phosphatidylinositol-4,5-bisphosphate 5-phosphatase activity; phosphatidylinositol-3,4,5-trisphosphate 5-phosphatase activity; inositol-polyphosphate 5-phosphatase activity
Source: RefSeq, a predicted model, not a curated record